GUCGAUGUUACAUCGACGUCCCUCCCAUCGCUAGAAUAGUCCCCCGAAAUCCGCGAAAAGCGGACGCCAGGUCCAAUAACCCCCUCCUGUUUUCCUCAAACCAGAUGCAGUGCACCGCGUUUCGGGCUCCUGAGAUUCCUGCGUGGGAUUGGGAUUCCGAAUCCGCCGGACUGCAAAGGAUCCAGAUCCAAAUAUCCACAUUGGCAUCCGCAUGCCAAGGGCUCCUCAACUCCAGCAUCCGCAUCCGAGUUUUCGAAACCUGUAAGACGUCUGUCCACGAUGAGCACCAGCGCAGGCAGUGGCCACGGAAGUGGUAACAACACUCUGAAUCGAAAUGGAAACGGAGAUGGAGGCCUCAGCUUGAUGGAGGACCUGCAGCACAAAUACGCCUUCCUCGAGAAUCUGUUUAGCAAGUUCUGGAAGUCCAUAAUCAAGUCAAACUCGAAGCUCAAGCUGCAGCUGCGUAAUGUCAAGUGGAAGAAUGCCAAGGCGAAGCCCGGUUGUGCCUACCAGCCAACGGAGAUUGAGCAGGUGGCCAAUGUGAUUACCCACGGGAUUUGGAUACUUCCCGCCGUUUUUGCGGCCGUAAAACUGUUCGAACGCUCAUCGAGUGCCAGCCAGUAUUUGGUUUCCUGGGUCUACGGCGGAGCCCUUUGCAUGCUCUUCACGGUGUCCACCUUCUUCCACUGCUCCUGCUACUGCGCGGAGCACAAACCCCCGAAAAAUGUCAAGGCUUGGCCUAGUUUGGGUUGGCAGACCUACCAGAGCCUAAAGAACGUGCUCCAUCGCUGCGACCGAGCCAUGAUCUAUGUCUUCAUUGCGGGAUCCUACUUUCCCUGGCUCACGCUGGAGAACACCGACCACUCGGCCAUACUCUUCUGCAUGGAGUGGGUCAUCUGGCUGAUGGCAGGAAUCGGGAUUACCUACCAGCAGCUUUUUCAUGAGCGCUACAAGUGCCUGGAGACGUUCUUCUACCUGGUAAUGGGCCUGGGUCCGGCUUUGGUGGUCGUGUUCACCGGCCACCACUUCCACGGAAUGCUGCAGCUGAAGUUCGGCGGCGCCUUCUACAUACUGGGCAUCGUGUUCUUCAAGGCGGACGGCCUGAUACCGAUGGCCCACGCCAUUUGGCACCUGUUCGUGGUGCUGGCCGCCGGAUGCCACUACUACGCCAUCCUGGUGAACCUCUAUCCCGACGACGGAGCGUUCGAACAUUGAAACGAAAAUGAGAGGGAACGCAGCGAAUUUAGACCUUAGAGUACUUAACGACAGAGGUUCAAUUAUGUCCGCCACGUGUAACGUAUUCCUAUGAAUGUACAUGUACCCGAGUCUCUGCUCCACAAUUAGCCAAAUUUUAACGAGCGAGUGCGAUUAGUUGUAGCCAUUAGCAAUACGGAGUAACUAAAUCGAAACGAUUCUUGUGAUCAGUAUCUGCGGUCUUGCCAAAGAUUCAAAUUGUGCGAGUGCUCAUUUUUUUCUACAUAGAUAUUAUUAGCUAUAUUCAUAUAUAUAUUGUGUACGCGUUCUCCAUUGAGCAUCGUUUCUCAAAAGACUUUGAUCUGUAUUCAAAAGGCGAAAACAAAGUGAAAUUGUACAAAUCCGAAGGCUUAUAACAUUAAUUUUCCCGCCUAGCCCGCGCCUUUUGAACAUUAGAAGCCCGCCUAUCCCACAUUAUACAUGUUUGUAAGAAUUAUACACAUAUUACAACAUAUACAAAUCUAGAUAGAAUUAAGAAGGAAUCGCAGAUCGAAGUCCAGCCCCUAGGCCAGUUUUUCGUCCCCUUAGCUCAGGGACUACUCGAUGUGUUCGCAGAUACCCAAGAAGGCGACUAUAUAUAUAUAUAUAUACUAUAUACGCUUGAUAUUUAUUGGGGCUUGGCUCGCGAUCAGCGGAUUUAGCUUUCGUGUAUUGGCGUUUUUUGGUCUGCCGUCGUUAUUUCGGUGCUGACCUCGUUGCUGAUGCAACUGGUUUAAUUGGGGAUCCUGGCUAUGUCCCAUAGAACUCCAUAGAUUCUCAAAUAAAUUAAAUGUUUUAUUCCCAAACAAAAAAGUCUUUCCCUAUAAUCUAUUAAGACGAUUUACUGUUGUAUAUUUUGUUGUAUACUUGUUGUUUAUUGAUUAGCUUUAGUUUGAAUUGUACAUAAUUUUUUUGAAAAUACAAGAUAUUUUUCUCAUUA
This is a messenger RNA of Drosophila ficusphila, 2173 nucleotides long. RefSeq names its product monocyte to macrophage differentiation factor. The transcript is spliced from 5 exons. Gene Ontology annotation, molecular function: pore-forming activity. The record is from RefSeq and is a predicted model, not a curated record. Gene Ontology annotation, cellular component: membrane. Bases 280 to 1215 code for a protein of 311 amino acids. NCBI's taxonomy places the organism in Eukaryota, Metazoa, Arthropoda, Insecta, Diptera, Drosophilidae.